AUGCUUAUCAAUCCUGUCGUUCAAGACCAAUUGGAUCCUACCCUCUUUGGCUUGAUCAAAAUGGUCAGACGUGAGUUUAUUUGUGCCAAUGAGCUCACAGAAGCUAAAGCCAAUGCUAAUCAAAAUGAUGUCAUUAGCAAUGACAGUUCUGAUCUUGUGACUAUGGUUCCUGCUCCUGCUCCAUCACCAGAAGAUGCCACUAAUGUUGCUAGUGCUGCUGUCACACCUGAAACUGCAUACGAUGACAUAGCCAAACUCACUGAGCUCAUGAAGACUCUUCAAGUGAAUGACACUGAUCUGCCUGCUUUGCUGAUGGACUAA
Phanerochaete carnosa HHB-10118-sp is the source of this 321-nucleotide messenger RNA. RefSeq lists its product as uncharacterized. The transcript is spliced from 2 exons. Bases 1 to 321 code for a protein of 106 amino acids. Lineage: Eukaryota; Fungi; Basidiomycota; Agaricomycetes; Polyporales; Phanerochaetaceae. The record is from RefSeq and is a predicted model, not a curated record.